CCAAGCUGGCAAACACGGUUCUGCUGUUUCUCCCCUUCUUCCAAGGAGGGCUACGGCCCCGGCGUACAGCUCGCCAUCGGCCAGCACCGCUUCCGCUGCACGGACGCCCUCGGCCAGGGCUCCUACGGCGAGGUCUGGCGUGCGCAGGUCCUGUCGGGGCCGUCCGGGCUCAGGGAGGUGGCCCUCAAGGAGGUGCGGUGCGCCAGCGAGCAGGAGCUGCACCAGGCCGUCUUCGAGGUGCAGGUGAUGCUGGCCCUGGAGCGGGCGUGGACCUCGCCCUCGCGGGAGCUCCGGGCCCCGCGGUGCAUCGAGCACGGCGUGCACAGCUGCGCCGGCGGGGGCUGGGCCGUGCGCACGGCCAUGACGGUGUGAUCCCCGGGGAGCCCAUCAACUGCUUCGUGGAGCGCUCGCCGCCGCCGCGCGCCCGCCCCGAGGCCCUGCGGCGGGGCUGCGCGCUGGCCCGGAGGCUGAUCUGCGACGUGGGGCCCACGCUGGAGGCGCUGGCGCCCGUGGCGUGGCACCGCGACGUGAACCCGCACAACAUCCUCAUUGCCAGCGCUGGUGCGGAGGCAAACUUCUGGCUCAUCGACUUUGGCCUCGCCGUGGACUCGCAGAGCUGGGUGGGCAGCGAGGGCGGCUGGCGCGCAGAGUACAUCGGAGGCGACAGCCGCUACUGGCCGCCCAGCUCGUGGGUCAUGCACCUGCUGGGACCGGACGGCCUGGACGACAGCCCGGACCUCUGCGACCAGUACCAGCGCCGCCUCGACGUCCACGGCCUGGGGAUCACCGCGCUGGAGCUCAUCUGCUCGCUGGCGCUGCGGGCGCCUGCCGCGGGCGCGGAGGAGGUCCCCAGCUCGUGGGAGCCCGUCCUGCAGGCGUGGGCCAGCUACCGCGAGAGCGUCUGGCAGUGGUGGGCGCUCGUCUACCACGCCUUCUCGACGGGCGCCGACAUCGCCCCGGUGCAGGCAGGCCUUCUGCAGGAGGGCGUGGUGGAGAAGCUGGUCGCGCUGCUGGCGCGGGCGCGAGGCGCCCUGCGGUCUUGCGCGGAGCAGCUGCACGGCCGGGGCGAGGAAGAAGACGGCCGCCUCCUCUGCACCGUCGCGGACAUGCUCGACGAGGCCCACGCCAUGGACAUCGCGCAGGCCUACGGGCGGCUUGCCUCCCCGGUCCGCGCGCUCCCCGCCGACCGCGUGCUGCGCCCCGCUCCGCCGGCGAGCUCGCCAGCCGCGGCGGCCCCCGCCGCCAGGCAGGUGGGCGCCCUGGGCGC
Prorocentrum cordatum is the source of this 1267-nucleotide messenger RNA. The record is from the annotation of a GenBank genome assembly. Lineage: Eukaryota; Dinophyceae; Prorocentrales; Prorocentraceae.